CUGCAGUGUACGGGCUGCAGCGGAACCCCUCAGGCCCUGUAUGGCUGUGGAUUAGCCGGGUUUGCGUGUUUCUGUGUAUAUGCGGAACUGAGCCAGUGAGCUGCCAUGGCUGAAGGCGGGGAAGCGGAAGACGAGAUCCAGUUUUUACGCACGGACGAUGAAGUGGUGUUGCAGUGUGUGGCCUGUAUCCAGAAGGAGAAUCGCAAGUUCUGCCUGUCUGCUGAGGGACUCGGAAAUCGGCUGUGUUACUUGGAGCCCACUUCAGAUGCCAAGAAUGUUCCUCCAGACCUUGCAAUCUGCAACUUUGUGCUGGAGCAAUCUCUUUCUGUGCGAGCACUGCAGGAAAUGCUGGCCAAAACCGGUCAAAAUAAUGAGGCAGCCCAUGGAGGUGGACACAGGACACUACUGUAUGGACACGCUAUCCUUCUGCGGCACUCCUUCAGUGGAAUGUACCUGGCUUGUUUAAAGACUUCCAGGUCUUUGACAGAUAAGCUGUCUUUCGAUGUGGGACUUCAGGAGGACUCAACAGGUGAGGCUUGUUGGUGGACUAUUCACCCUGCUUCUAAGCAGAGAUCCGAAGGGGAAAAGGUCCGGAUUGGUGAUGACCUUAUCCUUGUUAGUGUAUCAUCUGAACGCUAUCUUCAUUUGUCCAUCUCCACUGGCAAUAUUCAGGUGGAUGCCUCCUUUAUGCAGACACUGUGGAACGUCCACCCCACAUGUUCAGGCAGCAGUGUGGAAGAAGGAUAUCUCCUUGGAGGCCAUGUGAUGCGUUUGUUUCAUGGCCACGAUGAGGUUUUGACGAUCCCUGGUUCAGAUCAGAGUGAGGAACAGCAGAGAAUAGUCAACUAUGAGACUGGAAAAGUAGGCGCCAAGGCCAGGUCUCUCUGGAGAUUGGAACCUCUACGGAUCAGUUGGUGUGGCAGUCAUAUCCGCUGGGGGCAGCCCUUCCGCCUGCGUCACCUCACUACCGGGCACUAUCUGGCCCUGGCUGAAGACAAGGGUCUUGUGCUGCAGGACAGAGAGAAAUCUGACACAACCUCUACUGCCUUCUGCUUUCGAGCAUCCAAGGAGAAGCUGGAGUCGAGCCCAAAGCGAGAUAUUGAGGGUAUGGGAGUUGGGGAGAUUAAGUAUGGAGACUCGCUCUGUUUUGUAAUGCACAUGGCAACGAGCCUGUGGCUCUCGUACCAGGCACUAGAUGUGAAAUCGACACGUUUGGGGCCUCUCAAAAGACAGGCCUGCCUUCAUGCAGAAGGACACAUGGAUGAUGGGUUCACGCUUCAGCGCUGUCAGCAUGAAGAGUCGUGCGCUGCACGCAUCAUACGCAACACUACCAGGCUUUUUAGCCAUUUCAUUAGAGACCUGGACAGUCUGGCUGGAAAGAAUCGUAUGGCUUCAGUUCUUCUACCUAUCGAGGAAGUUCUCCAGACUCUUAAUGACCUCAUCACGUAUUUCCAACUUCCUGAUGCUGAGCUCGAACAUGAGGAGAAGCAGAUCAAGCUGCGAUCGCUUAAGAACCGACAGAACCUCUUCAAACAGGAGGGGAUGCUGACUUUGGUUUCUAACUGCAUCGAUCGCUUGAGUGUGUACAACAAUGCUGCACACUUCGGAGAAUGUGCCGGAGAGGAGGCUGCCAUGGCGUGGAAAGAUAUACUCAACCUGCUCUAUGAGCUUCUUGCUGCUCUGAUCAGAGGAAACAGGAACAACUGCACUCAAUUCUCCCAAAACCUGGACUGGCUGGUCAGCAAGCUGGAGAGACUGGAGUCGUCCUCAGGGAUCCUGGAGGUUCUCCACUGCAUCCUAAUUGAGAGCCCAGAGGCACUUAACAUCAUCCAAAGAGGACACAUCAAAUCAAUUAUCUCACUUCUAUAUAAACACGGUCGCAACCACAAGAUCUUAGAUGUGCUUUGCUCUCUCUGUGUUUGUAAUGGAGUGGCUGUGAGAGCCAAUCAAAACCUCAUCUGUGAUCAUUUGCUCCCAAAGAGAGACCUGUUGCUCCAGACAAGAUUGGUUAAUGAUGUCCAAAGCAUGAGACCUAACAUCUUUUUGGGUGUACGAGAAGGUUCAGCUCAGUACAAGAAGUGGUACUUUGAGCUGAUGAUAGACCAAGUGGAGCACUUCAUCACCAGCGAACCUUCUCACCUGCGGGUCGGGUGGGCCUCCACCAAAGGCUAUGCACCUUACCCAGGGGGUGGAGAAGGUUGGGGGGCCAACGGAGUUGGGGAUGACCUCUAUUCUUAUGGCUUCGAUGGACUUCACUUGUUGUCAGGGCGAAUCCCUCGGAGAGUGGCUUCAGUAAACCAGCACAUCCUUACGUCCGAUGACGUGGUCAGCUGCUGCUUGGAUUUGGCUGCCCCCAGCAUCUCAUUCAGGAUCAAUGGACAGCCGGUUCAAGGCAUGUUCGAGAGCUUUAACACCGACGGCCUCUUCUUUCCUGUGGUCAGCUUCUCUGCUGGUGCUAAGGUACGUUUCCUUUUGGGCGGUCGCCACGGAGACUUCAAGUUCCUGCCACCGUCAGGCUAUGCACCAUGCUAUGAAGCACUGCUCCCUAAAGAAAAGAUGCGAGUGGAGCCUGUAAAGGAAUACAAAAGAGAUAUAGAUGGCGUUAGAGACCUGCUGGGCAACACACAGUUCCUGUCGCAGGCCUCUUUCAUACCCACACCGGUGGACACCUCUCAGAUUGUCAUGCCACCUCACCUGGAGAAAGUGCGUGACCGUCUGGCAGAGAAUAUCCAUGAACUGUGGGCCAUAAACAAGAUCGAACUCGGCUGGUCUUAUGGAAAGAUAAGAGACGAUAAUAAAAGACACCAUCCCUGUCUGGUGGAUUUCUCCAAGCUGCCUGAAACUGAGAGGAAUUACAACCUGCAUAUGUCAACUGAGACGUUAAAGACUCUCUUGGCUCUGGGCUGCCAUGUGCUUCAGGUCAGUGUCAAUGCUGAAGAGGACCUGAAAAAAAUGAAGCUCCCAAAGAACUACAUGAUGUCAAAUGGCUACAAGCCCACACCGCUGGAGCUGUCUGAAGUAAAACUGACCCCUGCACAAGAGCUGUUGGUGGAAAAGUUGGCUGAGAACGCACACAAUGUUUGGGCCAAAGAUCGGGUCAAACAAGGCUGGACUUACGGCAUACAGCAGGAUCUGAAGAGCAAGCGCAAUCCUCGUCUUGUGCCGUAUGCGUUUCUUGACGAGCGCACCAAGAAGUCAAACCGUGACAGCCUACGCGAAGCCAUCCGAACACUAAUUGGAUGCGGCUACAGCAUCGAGCCUCCUGACCAGGAAGGGGCUCAUGUGGUGGAGAAGCUGAGCAUUGACAAAAUUCGAUUCUUCCGUUUGGAGAGGACAUACGCAGUGAGAACAGGAAAGUGGUAUUUUGAGUUCGAGGCUGUGACUGGAGGAGACACGAGGGUCGGUUGGGCUCGGCCAGGCGUGCGGCCCGAUGUGGAACUGGGAACUGAUGAUCAGGCAUUUGUCUUUGAUGGAUUUAAGGGCCAUCGUCUCCACCAAGGCAGCCGUUUGUUUGGCCGCUGCUGGCAUGCCGGUGACGUGGUGGGCUGCAUGAUCAACAUGGAAGACAAGUCCAUGAUUUUUACACUCAAUGGAGAAAUCCUUAUCACAAACAAGGGCUCUGAACUCUGCUUUGCUGACUUUGAGACUGAGGAUGGCUUUAUUCCCGUUUGCAGCCUGGGCCUUUCUCAAGUCGGACGGAUGAACCUCGGCAAAGAUGCCAGCACCUUUAAAUAUUACACCAUGUGUGGCCUGCAGGAGGGAUUUGAACCCUUUGCUGUCAACAUGAACCGUGAGGUCACCAUGUGGUUUAGCAAACGCCUUCCUACUUUUGUCGAUGUACCCAAAGAUCAAAGUCAUAUUGCGGUUACAAGGAUUGAUGGCACUAUCGAGAGCCCUCCAUGUCUGAAGGUCACACACAAGACAUUUGGGACACAGACCAGCAAUGCAGACAUGGUGUUCUGUCGUCUGAGCAUGCCCGUGGAGUUCCAUUCAACCUUCAAAAGUGUUCCUGUAAUCGACAUGAAUGGACUGUAUGACGAGGAAACACUCAAAGUUAAAUAUAGAUAUCCUGUGAAAUCAAUGAAACAUGUAGAUGAAGGGAGAAGAACAGACUAUAGUAACAUAACAAGUUACUACCACUCUGUCAGAAUAUUUGCUGGACAGGAUCCCUCAUGUGUGUGGGUUGGCUGGGUCACACCUGACUACCAUUACUACAGCAACUACUUUAACCUCAGCAAGAACCGGACCGUGACAGUUACACUAGGGGAUGAGCGAGGCCGGGUCCAUGAGAGUGUGAGAAGGAGUAACUGCUACAUGGUGUGGGGAGGUGACGUCGUCAGCUCCAGUCAUUCAUCCAGCAGGAGUAAUGUAGAUUUAGAGAUUGGCUGUCUCAUUGAUUUGGCUACUGGUUUAGUGACUUUCACCAUUAAUGGUAGAGAAAUUUCAACUUCACAUCAGGUGGAACCGAACACAAAACUUUUCCCUGCUGUGUUCAUACGCCCAACCAGUCCAAAUCUUUUCCAAUUUGAACUGGGAAAAAUCAAGAACAGUAUGCCUCUGUCAUCAGCCAUCUUCAAGAGCGAGCACAAGAACCCAGUCCCUCAGUGUCCUCCUCGGCUGGACGUCCAGACCAUCAAGUCGGUGCUGUGGAGUCGGAUGCCCAACACCUUCCUGAAGGUGGAGACGGCUCGAGUGAGUGAGCGACAUGGCUGGCAGGUGCAGUGUAUCGAGCCUCUGCAGAUGCUGGCUGUUCACAUUCCAGAGGAAAACCGAUGUGUGGAUAUCAUGGAACUGUCUGAACAGGAAGACCUGCGCAAGUUCCAUUAUCACACCUUGAAGCUCUACUGUGCCCUCUGUGCACUAGGUAACACCCGUGUAGCUCAUGCUCUUUGCAGUCACCUUGACCAAUCACAGCUUCUCUAUAUCAUCGACAACCAAUACCUGUCUGGCAUGCUGCGCCAAGGCUUCUACGAUGCUCUCCUCAGCAUUCACCUAGAGACGGCCAAAGCUGCCCGGCUUAUGAUGAACAACGAGUUCAUCAUCCCCAUUACUGCAGAGACUCGCAGUAUUCGACUCUUUAAGGAUCCUUCCAAGCACCACCAACCACCCGGUGUAGGACUCAGUACAUCCCUAAAACCCAGACUUAGCUUUGCUCCACCGUGCUUCAUUACUCCCAAGCGUGACCAACAUCUCUAUAGCCCUGAAAUUCCUUUGGACAUUCUGCGGGAGAAAGCAAUUUGCAUGCUAGCUGAGGCCGUUCAGGGUGGAGGAGACCAUAUUCGAGAUCCUGUAGGGGGCAGUGUGGAAUAUCAGUUUGUGCCAGUUCUAAGACUGAUAAGCACGCUCCUAACCAUGGGUGUUCUGACGAGCUUGGAUGUUCACAAGAUUUUGCUUCUCAUCGAGCCGAACGUUUUCGGAGAGCAGAAAGAGGAUGAAGUGGGGGAAGCUACGAUGAAGGAGGGGAUGACCAGAGCAGAGGAGAAGGCGGUGGAGGCUGGGGAAGAGGAAGCCAAAGAACCCAAGCAACCCAUUAAAGGACUUUUACAGAAAAGACUGCCAGAGUCAGUCAAACUACAGAUGUGUGAACUUCUUCAGUACUUCUGUGACUGUGAGCUAAGGCACCGUAUCGAGGCCAUCGUCUCUUUCUCUGACAGCUUUGUGUCAAAGCUGCAGUACAACCAGAAGUUUAGAUACAACGAGUUAAUGCUUGCUCUCAACAUGUCGGCUGCUGUUACAGCCAAAAAGACCAAGGAGUUCCGCUCACCGCCUCAGGAACAGAUUAAUAUGCUGUUGAACUUCAGCAUGGGAGAGGACUGUCCAUGUCCUGAGGACAUUCAGGAGGAGCUCUAUGAUUUCCAUAAUGAGCUUCGUUUACACUGCGGUAUUCCUAUGGAGGAGGAGGAGGGUGAACAGAACAUGUCCAUUAAGGGCCGUCUGCUGGCUUUGGUUUACAAGAUCAAGGGACAGCCACACAGAGCAGAACAGCAGCCCACAGAGAAUGAACAAACAGCCCCUUCCAACUUGAAGGAGCUGAUAUCCCAGACCAUGGUGAGCUGGGCUCAAGAGAGCCACAUCCAGGACCCGGAGCUGGUGCGUGUCAUGUUCAGCCUUCUGCGGCGCCAGUAUGACAGCAUUGGUGAGCUGCUACGUGCCAUGCGCAAGAGCUACACCAUCAGUGCCGCCUCUGUGCAAGACACCAUUCACCUCCUGGCCUCGCUGGGUCAGAUCCGCUCACUGCUCAGUGUCCGCAUGGGCAAAGAGGAAGAGCAGCUCAUGAUCGAUGGCCUUAGUGACAUCAUGAACAAUAAGGUGUUCUACCAACAUCCCAACCUGAUGAGAGUACUGGGAAUGCACGAGACUGUCAUGGAGGUGAUGGUGAAUGUGCUCGGGGGAGGAAAGUCUCAGGAAAUCGCGUUUCCUAAAAUGGUUGCCAGCUGCUGUCGCUUUCUGUGCUACUUCUGUCGAAUCAGCCGUCAGAACCAGAAGGCUAUGUUUGAUCACCUGAGUUACCUGCUUGAGAACAGCAGUGUGGGCUUGGCUUCUCCAUCAAUGAGAGGCUCCACGCCUCUGGAUGUAGCUGCUUCCUCCAUGAUGGACAACAACAGCCUGGCACUCGCAUUGGAAGAGCCUGACCUCGACAAGGUGGUCACAUAUUUGGCUGGCUGUGGGCUGCAGAGUUGUCCCAUGCUGCUUGCUAAGGGUUACCCAGACAUAGGCUGGAACCCGAUUGAGGGAGAACGCUACCUCUCCUUCCUCCGUUUUGCUGUCUUUGUCAAUGGUGAGAGUGUUGAAGAGAACUCCAGUGUAGUGGUGAAACUGCUGAUUCGUCGGCCUGAAUGCUUUGGUCCCGCCCUGCGUGGCGAGGGUGGAAACGGUCUGCUAGCAGCCAUGAAAGAGGCCAUUAAAAUAUCAGAGACCCCAGCACUUGACUUGCCUGGCACUGCCCAGGGCCUUGUGUCUACUGAGGAUGAUGAGGAGGAAGAGGUGGUCCAUAUGGGAAAUGCCAUCAUGUCCUUCUACUCUGCGCUUAUUGAUCUGCUAGGACGUUGUGCACCUGAAAUGCAUCUGAUCAAUAAGGGGAAAGGGGAGGCUCUGAGAGUUCGUGCCAUUCUGCGUUCUUUGGUGCCUAUGGAGGACCUGGUUGGCAUCAUCAGCAUCCCUCUUAAAAUGCCAGUUGUCAAUAAAGAUGCUACUGUGACUGAGCCCGACAUGUCUGCCUGUUUCUUCCCGGACCACAAGGCACCCAUGGUGUUGUUUCUGGAUCGGGUCUAUGGAAUCGAGGACCAGAGCUUUCUGUUGCAUUUGCUGGAAGUCGGCUUUCUGCCUGACCUCCGAGCUGCAGCCUCCCUUGACACAGAAGCUCUAAGAACCACAGAGACAGCUCUGGCUAUGAAUCGCUACAUUGGUACAGCUAUGCUGCCUUUGCUGACUCGCUGUGCCCCUCACUUUGCUGGUACAGAGCAUCACGUCACGCUUAUCGACUCCACACUCCACACAAUCUACCAGCUCAGCAAGGGUUCCUCACUCACCAAGGCCCAGAGAGACGCCAUCGAGGAGUGCCUGCUGGCCGUCUGCAAGUACUUGAGGCCUUCAAUGCUCCAGCAGUUGCUGCGUCGUCUGGUGUUUGACGUGCCUUUGCUCCCUGAGUACUGCAAGAUGUCUCUUAAGCUUUUGACAAAUCAUUAUGAGCAAAACUGGAAAUACUACUGCCUGCCCUCUGGUUGGGGCAGUUAUGGCAUGGCCUCUGAGGAGGAGCUGCUUCUCACUAAGAAGAUCUUUUGGGGCAUCUUUGAUUCUCUCUCCCAAAAUAAGUACGAGCAGGAGCUGUUUAAGAUGGCCAUGCCGUGUCUGAGUGCUAUUGCUGGAGCGCUGCCGCCAGAUUAUGUGGACUGUUCUCUUAGUGCCACACUGGAAAAGCCAGUCUCUGUGGAUGCACAGGGCAACUUUGACCCCCGGCCCAUCUGCACAGCCAACAUCUCUCUCCCGGAGAAGCUGGAGCAUGUCACUCACAAAUAUGCCGAACAUUCCCAUGAUAAAUGGUCUGCUGAGAAGGUUGUUCUGGGAUGGAAAUAUGGAGAUACCAUUGAUGAAAAAUCUAAAACACAUCCCAUGCUAAGAUCCUACAAGUCACUAACAGAGAAGGAAAAGGAUGUUUACCGUUGUCCGGUGAAGGAGAGUUUAAAGAGUAUGCUUGCAAUGGGUUGGAACGUUGACAGGACCAAAGAUGGAGAGGCCAUGUUUCAGCAAAGGGAGACUGAGAAGAUGCGUAAAAUCUCACAGACCUCCCAGGUAAAUGUUGACUGUGGAUUCAACCCAAGUCCAGUAGACAUGAGCAAUGUGUUGCUGUCUCGAGAAUUGCAGGCAAUGGUAGACGUGGUGGCUGAAAACUACCACACCAUUUGGGCCAGGAAAAAGAAGACUGACCUAGGAGCCAAAGGUGGAGGAACACAUCCCUUGCUGGUGCCAUAUGAUACUCUUACAGCGAAAGAGAAAGCCAGAGACCGCGAGAAAGCCCAAGACUUGUUUCGCUUCCUGCAGAUCAAUGGUUAUGUCAUUACCCGAGGAUUUAAAGACAUGGAGCAGGACUCGUCCUCAAUGGAAAAAAGGUUUGCUUAUAAGUUCCUGAAGAAGCUGCUGAAAUAUGUGGACUUUGCACAGGAGUUCAUUGCACAUCUGGACGGAAAGGGUAGCUGUGGAAAAAAUGACCGGUCUCCUCAUGAGCAAGAGAUCAAGUUCUUUGCAAAGGUGCUUUUACCUCUCAUAGACCAAUACUUCAAAAACCACUCUCUCUACUUCCUCUCCUCUCCCAGCAAAAACCUGAGCAGCAGUGGUUAUGCUUCCAACAAAGAGAAAGAGAUGGUCACCAGCCUUUUCUGUAAGCUGGCUGCUCUUGUUAGACACAGAAUCUCAUUAUUUGGAAGUGACUCGGCCACUAUGGUUAGCUGUCUUCACAUCCUUGCACACACACUUGAUACCAGAACAGUGAUGAAGUCUGGCUCCGAGCUGGUGAAGUCAGCAUUGAGAACAUUCUUUGAGAAUGCAGCAGAUGAUUUGGAGAAGACAUUAGAGAACCUGAAGCUUGGGAAGUUUACUCACUCACGUAGCCAGAUGAAGGGUGUAUCACAGAACAUCAACUACACCACUGUGGCUCUGCUGCCCAUACUUACUGCCCUGUUUGAGCACAUCACUGAGCAUCAGUUUGGAGUGGACCUUCUAUUGGAUGAUGUCCAGCUGUCAUGUUACCGAAUCCUGAAUAGCCUGUACUCUUUGGGAACUGGAAAGAACAUAUAUGUUGAAAGACAACUUCCAGCUCUAGGUGAGUGUUUGGCCACCCUGGCAGGAGCGAUGCCUGUGGCUUUUUUGGAGCCUCACCUCAACAUACACAACCCUUACUCUGUCUUUAACUCCAAGACAGCACGAGAACGGGCAAUCUUGGGCAUGCCCAGCAUGGUAGAAGAGAUGUGUCCAGAAGUGUCACAUCUGGACUGCCUGAUGAAGGACAUCAAUGACAUGUCUGAGUCAGGCGCUCGCUACACAGAAAUGCCUCAUGUUAUUGAGGUGGUACUUCCCAUGCUGUGUAACUACUUAUCCUACUGGUGGGAGCGUGGCACAGAGAACCAGGCCAAGAGCUUAACGACUGUGUGUAGCACCACGGUUACCUCUGAACACCUGAGCAUCAUCCUGGGGAACAUCCUUAAAAUCCUGAACAACAAUCUGGGCAUUGAUGAGGCCUCAUGGAUGAAGAGGAUAGCUGUGUAUGCCCAGCCUAUCAUCAGCAAGGCAAGAAAGGACCUUUUAAAGACACACUUCCUGCCCACUCUGGAAAAGUUAAAGAAGAAGACAGUGAAGGUUGUUUCAGAGGAAGAGCUUCUGAAAGCUGACUGCAAGGGCGACACUCAAGAGGCAGAGCUGCUGAUCCUGGAUGAGUUUGCAGUGUUGUGCAGAGACCUAUAUGCCUUUUAUCCCAUGCUUAUUCGCUAUGUGGAUAACAACAGGUCACGAUGGCUGAAGGAGCCAGAUGCCGAUUCCAAUGAGCUCUUCAGGAUGGUAGCAGAGAUCUUUAUACUUUGGUGCAAGUCACAUAAUUUCAAAAGAGAGGAACAAAACUUUGUGGUGCAGAAUGAAAUCAAUAACCUCUCCUUCCUCACUGGGGACAGCAAAACCAAGAUGUCGAAGGCAGGAGGACAGGACCAGGAAAGAAAGCACAAGAAACGGCGUGGUGAAUUUUACUCCAUCCAGACCUCACUCAUUGUGGCUGCUCUAAAGAAGAUGUUGCCCAUUGGCCUGAACAUGUGCACGCCUGGAGACCAGGAACUUAUUUCGUUGGCCAAGACGCGAUAUGGUUUGAAAGAUACAGAUGAAGAGGUUAAGGAGCAUUUAAGACAGAACAUGCACCUGCAGGAGAAGUCGGAAGACCCUGCUGUAAGGUGGCAGCUCCACUUGUAUAAAGAUGUGAUUGUGAAAAAUGAAGGCCCACCUGAUCCAGAGCGCACGGUUGAUCGUCUUCAGACCAUCUCAGCUGCUGUGUUUCACCUAGAGCAGAUGCUUAGUAAAUUUGCUUUGUCUUUAUAUUUACUGGUGGAACAACCACUAAGGUCCAAGAAGUGUGUGUGGCAGAAACUACUGUCUAAACAGCGAAAGCGUGCGGUAGUGGCCUGCUUCCGCAUGGCACCCUUAUACAACCUGCCCAGGCAUCGUUCUAUUAACCUGUUCCUCACGGGCUAUCAGAGAAUAUGGAUAGAGACAGAGACCUACUCGUUUGAAGAGAAGCUAGUGCAGGAUUUGGCAAAACAAGGAGUCGAGGAGGAAGAAGAGGAAGUUGCUGAAAUGCAGCCAGACCCUCUUCACCAGCUUAUCCUGCACUUUAGUCAUAAUGCUCUGACAGAAAGGAGUUCCCUAGAUGAGGAUUUGCUGUACAUAGCAUAUGCAGACAUGAUGGCAAAGAGUUGUGCUGAAGAUGAGAAUGAGGAUGAAGAAGGAAAAGAAAAAACAUUUGAGGAAAAGGAAAUGGAAAAACAGAAGACAUUGUAUCAGCAGGCCAGGUUACAUGACCGUGGAGCUGCUGAGAUGGUUUUACAGAUGAUCAGUGCCAGCAAAGGUUGGUUGGGUCCCAUGGUAACCUUCACUCUAAAGCUGGGCAUCUCAAAUCUCAAUGGGGGCAACAUUUUAGUUCAGCAGAAAAUGCUGGAUUAUCUAAAGGAAAAGCGAGAUGUUGGCUUUUUCAAAAGUCUGUCAGGACUUAUGCAAUCAUGCAGUGUGUUAGAUCUAAAUGCAUUUGAGAGGCAAAACAAAGCUGAAGGUCUGGGCAUGGUUACUGAGGAAGGUUCAAGUUCCAAGGUGCUCCAGAAUGAUGAGUUUACUAAAGAUUUGUUUAGGUUCUUGCAGCUUCUCUGUGAGGGUCAUAACAACGACUUCCAAAACUUUUUGAGAACCCAGACUGGAAAUACAACUACAGUCAACAUAAUCAUAAGCACAGUGGACUAUCUUCUGAGACUGCAGGAGUCCAUCAGUGACUUCUAUUGGUAUUAUUCUGGAAAGGAUGUGAUGGAUGAGGCCGGCCAGCGUAAUUUCUCUAAAGCUUUGGCCGUGGCCAAGCAGAUCUUCAACUCUCUUACAGAAUAUAUUCAGGGUCCAUGUAUAGGAAAUCAGCAGAGUUUGGCCCACAGCAGAUUAUGGGAUGCGGUUGUUGGCUUUCUGCAUGUGUUUGCUAACAUGCAGAUGAAGCUUUCUCAGGACUCCAGUCAGAUUGAAUUGCUGAAGGAGUUGAUGGAUCUACAAAAGGACAUGGUUGUCAUGAUGCUCUCCCUUCUAGAAGGUAAUGUUGUAAAUGGUACCAUUGGUAAACAAAUGGUUGACACCUUGGUGGAGUCCUCAAGUAAUGUGGAGAUGAUUCUCAAGUUUUUCGACAUGUUCCUCAAGCUGAAAGACCUCACCACUUCUGACAGUUUUAAGGAGCAUGACUCUGAUGGCAAAGGAAUAAUUUCUAAAAGAGAAUUCCAGAAAUCUAUGGAGAACCAGAAGCAGUACUCUCAGUCCGAGAUAGAAUUCUUACUUUCCUGUGUUGAGGCAGAUGAAAAUGACCUGUUCAACUAUGUUGAGUUUGUAAAACGCUUCCAUGAACCUGCCAAGGACAUUGGGUUUAACGUUGCUGUGCUGCUCACCAAUCUGUCAGAACACAUGCCUCAUGAUUCCCGCCUGGCCACCUUUCUGAACCUGGCUGAGAGUGUCCUUAAUUAUUUUGAACCCUUUCUAGGUCGUAUUGAAAUCAUGGGUGGGGCCAAGAGAAUCGAACGGGUCUACUUUGAUAUCAGUGAGUCUAGCAGAACCCAGUGGGAAAAGCCUCAAGUAAAGGAAUCCAAGAGACAGUUUAUCUUUGAUGUGGUGAAUGAGGGUGGAGAAUCAGAGAAGAUGGAACUCUUUGUGAACUUCUGUGAAGACACCAUCUUUGAGAUGCAGCUGGCAUCUCUGAUCUCUGAACCAGAUGCUGUGGAAAGGAAAGAAGGAGAUGAGAAUUUGCACAGUGUAACCCAUGAGCCUGAGGAAGAACAUGAAGAUGUCAUGCUGGAAUCUUCUUCAGCUUUUACGAUGGCCUGCGUCUCCAUGAGAAAAAACUUCUGCACCCUUGGCAAGUUGCUUACUCUGAAAAGCUUAAAAAAGCAGUACAAGAAGCUUAGGAAGAUGAGUCUGAGAGAGAUGAUCUGUGGAUUCCUCACUUUUUUCUGGACAAUCUUUUUUGGCAUAUUCCGCUUCCUUUAUAACUUGGUUUGGGGUUUCUUCCACAUUCUCUGGUCCACCAUGUUUGGAGGAGGCUUGGUGGAAGGUGCCAAAAAUAUGAAGGUGACAGACAUUCUGGGUAACAUGCCAGACCCCACACAGUUUGGCAUCCAUGGUGAUGUUCUAGAGACUGAUAAACUGGAGGUGAAUGAGACUUCUUUAGUGGCUGAGAUUGGCCAGCUUGCAGAGGCAGACAAUGAAGAAAUGGACCUCAUGUCAGAACUGCUGAGUAUCCAGCCCAAGAAAGAGGGAGGAAAGCAUGGUACUGAGCCUGGUCUUGGAGAUUUGUCUGAAGUGGCUGGAGUGGAUUCUCCAUCAUCAUUAGCUGCUGCUGUACGUCAGAAAAAGGCCCAGGAAGCUGCAACUAAAUCCACUGAGACUGAGACAAAAUCAGAAACAGAAAAAGCAGACACUGAGUAUGGGGAGAAAAGGGACAAAGACAAAGCUACAGAAUCACCCACAAAAAGGACAUCAGAUAAAAAGAGGAAGCCACCAAAGAGAAGAUGUGGGCUGAAGAAGGAACCACCAGAAGCCAUUAUGGCCAGUUUUUUUGCUGGCCUGGACAUUUAUCAGACAAAGAUUUUGAAUUACUUGGCUCGAAACUUCUACAAUCUGCGAUUUCUGGCUCUGUUUGUUGCAUUUGCCAUCAACUUCAUUCUGCUUUUCUAUAAGGUGAUUACUAUUGUUCUUUUAAAUGUGCAAAAUUGUCCUUACUUUUCAUAUUCUGAGGAAGUGGAUUCAUGGACAGGAAGAGGUGAUGAGGAGGAAGUUGGGAUUGAGUACUUUGUCCUACAGGAGAACACUGGUUACAUGGCACCUACGCUGCGCUUUCUAGCUGUAUUACACACUAUCAUUUCCUUUCUCUGCGUUGUGGGAUAUUACUAUCUAAAGGUGCCCUUAGUGGUGUUUAAGCGAGAAAAGGAAAUUGCCAGGAAGCUUGAGUUCGAUGGUCUUUAUAUUACUGAACAACCUUCAGAUGAUGACAUCAAAGGACAAUGGGACAGACUUGUAAUUAACACACCAUCGUUUCCAAAUAACUACUGGGAUAAGUUUGUAAAACGCAAGGUAAUAAAUAAAUAUGGAGACUUGUAUGGCGCGGAACGGAUUGCCGAGUUGCUUGGUCUGGACAAGAGCGCUCUGGACUUCAACCCGACUGAAGAGACCAUUGCUAAAGAAGCCUCGCUGGUAACCUGGUUAAGUUCCAUUGACACCAAAUAUCAUAUCUGGAAAAUGGGUGUGGUGUUUACAGACAAUUCUUUUCUCUACCUGGUAUGGUAUACUACUAUGUCCAUCCUGGGUCACUACAACAACUUUUUCUUUGCUGCUCACCUGCUGGACAUUGCUAUGGGUUUUAAGACCCUAAGGACCAUCCUGUCUUCGGUUACCCACAAUGGCAAACAGUUAGUGCUGACUGUAGGUCUACUGGCUGUGGUUGUGUAUCUAUACACCGUGGUGGCCUUUAACUUCUUCCGCAAAUUCUAUAACAAGAGUGAGAAUGAGGACGAGCCAGAUAUGAAGUGUGAUGACAUGAUGACAUGCUACCUUUUCCACAUGUAUGUGGGUGUACGUGCUGGUGGUGGAAUAGGGGAUGAGAUUGAGGACCCAGCAGGUGACCCCUACGAGCUUUACCGCAUCCUCUUUGACAUCACCUUCUUCUUCUUCGUCAUUGUCAUCCUUCUGGCAAUUAUUCAGGGUUUGAUUAUUGAUGCUUUUGGAGAGCUGAGAGACCAGCAGGAACAAGUGAAAGAGGACAUGGAGACCAAAUGUUUUAUCUGUGGAAUUGGGAAUGAAUACUUUGACACCACUCCACAUGGCUUUGAGACACACACUUUACAAGAGCACAACUUGGCCAACUACCUGUUCUUCCUGAUGUAUCUCAUUAACAAGGAUGAAACAGAGCACACAGGCCAGGAGUCAUAUGUGUGGAAAAUGUAUCAGGAACGAUGCUGGGAUUUCUUCCCAGCUGGAGACUGUUUCCGGAAACAGUAUGAAGACCAGCUAAAUUAGAACGAGUGAGAUUCCAACCAACCAGCCUAUCCUCUGAGCUGCAGGCAGUACACCAACUGCUUCACUUUUUCAGUUUGCAUUUAAAUGAAUGACUGCUGAUUCUAGCCCUAAACAUUCUCCUUCUCUUGCCGACUUGCAGUAGAAGACCCAAUGCGAGAGGUUCUUUGUUCUACUACAGAACUACAUGAUGCAUUCAAAUCCUAAUCGUUACCUCGGUCAGCAGUGUCAGUUUAAAAGAAACUGUCGUUUUACUCAGAAUGAUCUUGGGAUCUGGGUUACACUAUUUUUGUUAGAAAAACAUGUUGCCCUUUUGCCACAUAACCCUGAAACCACUGCACAAUGUUUUGUCUUUUGUGAACCUCAUGGUUGUGUGGGAUUAGGGAUCAACAUGGGAGUUUCUAUCUGUAUAUGCACAAAAACACAAUUUUAAUUUUUGUAGAGAAAAUAAUAAAGAAAUGCCAAAUGUUGAAUGAUGUGAAUGAUAAAAUAUUUACAGAGGACUUGCAUUUAAAAGAUAUGUUCAAGUUUUAGUAAACUGCUUGCUUAUGUUGUGCUUUGAGAUGAGAAUGAGUCUAGAUUUGAACAAUGGUUGGUCAUGCAAAUAAUCGCCUCCCAUAAAAUACUGAUAAAGUGCCUUAUUUUCAUGACGACUAAAGCUAUGCAAAACCCAUUUGGUUUUCUUUAUAUGUUAGCCAUUGUAGCUCUUUAAGGUAAAGCAUAAAGCAAAUGAUUUGUGGUUUUGGAUUUUUUUCUUUUAAAUAAGUAAAAAAUAAUAAGUCUUGCAAGUAGUACUAUUCUAAUAUGAAGUAAAAUGCACAAAAAGCAACAAAAAUAUGUUUAAAAUUCUACUGAACAGCUAAAAAAAAAAAAUGAAAGAGAACUGCUGUUGUAUGGCUAUUUCUGUGUAGUAGCCUUGCUGAAUUGUGAAUUUCUAUUUAAAUAUAAAAUAAAGAA
Molecule: messenger RNA, 15735 nt
Organism: Trichomycterus rosablanca
Lineage: Eukaryota; Metazoa; Chordata; Actinopteri; Siluriformes; Trichomycteridae
Product: ryanodine receptor 3
Exons: 105
Coding region: 106-14781 (4891 amino acids)
Biological process (GO): intracellular calcium ion homeostasis; release of sequestered calcium ion into cytosol by sarcoplasmic reticulum; striated muscle contraction
Cellular component (GO): sarcolemma; calcium channel complex; sarcoplasmic reticulum membrane
Molecular function (GO): ryanodine-sensitive calcium-release channel activity; protein binding; calcium ion binding
Source: RefSeq, a predicted model, not a curated record